This is a messenger RNA of Emericellopsis atlantica, 1988 nucleotides long. RefSeq names its product 1,3-beta-glucanosyltransferase Gel1. The record is from RefSeq and is a predicted model, not a curated record. Gene Ontology annotation, molecular function: 1,3-beta-glucanosyltransferase activity. The transcript is spliced from 3 exons. NCBI's taxonomy places the organism in Eukaryota, Fungi, Ascomycota, Sordariomycetes, Hypocreales, Bionectriaceae. Gene Ontology annotation, biological process: fungal-type cell wall (1->3)-beta-D-glucan biosynthetic process. Gene Ontology annotation, cellular component: cytoplasm; fungal-type cell wall. Bases 293 to 1660 code for a protein of 455 amino acids.
CUCGACUUCCCGAUUGUCUCUCCUUCCCCCAUUGUACUCGCCUGGCUUUCCCUCACCUUGUCCAGGUCUCACUCACUCUUUCCUUCCAGCCAUCUCUGCUCCUACCCGCGGUCCAACUCCCUCGCUAACGUUGGAUCUUUCUUCUUCUUAUACCUUUCUCGCCGAAUUCUCUUACUGCUUGGUUCUCUCACUCUCUUGAGAAUCUUAGUCCCGCUCUUCACUCUCAAGCCCACCAUUAAAGCACGCCCACGCACUCGCUUCGAGCAUUUCGAAUAGACCACCGAUACACACCAUGAAGGGCUUCACAAUCAUCUCAGCCCUCGCGGCUCUGGGCGCCGUUUCUGCCUCUCCUACUCCCACUGAGAAGGAGCCCCCUACCAAGCGCUCCGGUAGCCUGCCCACUGUCACGGCUUCCGGCAACGCUUUCUGGACUGGUAAGGACCGCUGGUACAUGCGAGGCAUAGACUACCAGCCCGGCGGUGCCUCGGCGAACAUCGACCCUCUGGCUGAUCCCGAUACUUGCCUUCGUGACAUCAAGGAGUUCGAGAAGCUCGGCGUCAACACUAUCCGUGUCUACGCUGUCGACAACAGCAAGGACCACGAUGAGUGCAUGAAGGCCCUGGACGAUGCCGGCAUCUACCUCGUCCUGGACGUCAACAACCCCCAGUAUUCCAUCAACCGUGCAGACCCUCACAUCUCGUACAAUGCCAAGUACCUCCAGAGUGUCUUUGCCACCAUCGAUAUGUUCGCCAGGUACGACAACGUCGCUGCUUUCUUCUCCGGCAACGAGGUCAUCAACGAUGAGCCAGGCACCGACAAGGCUGCUCCUUACGUCAAGGCCACCACCCGUGACAUGAAGAACUAUCUUUCCUCGCGUGGUCUGCGCCAGGUCCCUGUCGGCUACUCGGCGGCCGAUGUCGCCCAGAACCGCAUGGAGACCGCAGAGUACUUCAACUGCGGCUCUGAUGACAUGCGCUCUGACUUCUUCGCUUUCAACGACUACUCUUGGUGCAACUCGGACUUCAAGACCUCGGGCUGGGACCAGAAGGUCAAGAACUUCACCGACUACGGUCUGCCCAUCUUCCUCUCCGAGUACGGCUGCAUCAAGAACCGCCCCCGCGAGUUCGAAGAGCUUAGCGCCUUGAUGACCGACGAGAUGACUAGCGUCUACUCUGGUGGUUUGAUGUACGAGUACUCUCUCGAGGACAACGACUACGGCAUUGUCAAGAUCAAGAAUGGCAAAGCGGAGGAACAAAAGGAGUUUGACCUUUUCAAGGCUGCUCUCAAGAAGUACUCCAUGCCCACUGGCGACGGUGGUGCCUCCAAGAAGUCGCACUCUUCCGACUGCCCGUCCAAGUCAUCCAACUGGCAAGUCGACUCGAACAUGAUCCCCGAAAUGCCUGAGGAGGCUCAGAAGUACAUGAAGAACGGUGCUGGCGAUGGUCCUGGUCUGGACGGCUCCGGUUCGCAGACGGCUGGCGACAGCGGCACGGCUACUGCUAGUGUCAGUCAAGGUCAGGCUUCCCCAACGGGUUCCUCUACCGAUGGCAGUGGCUCCGGUUCAAGUGACAACCAGGACGAUGGGGCCAUGUCGCUACGCGCAGCUGGCGGCGCCAUCGCCAUGACGACCUUUGCUAUGCUUGGCGCGCUGUUGUUGUAAGACAGAGCUGGGAGAUGUUGAUCUUGGUUUGCAUGGUACGCAUAGACACUAAUUAGAGCAUGUACUGUUGUUUCAUCAUUCAUCUUCAUACGGCGCAAGGGGCGCCUCGCUGUGCGAACUUCGCAUGAGGCCGGGGGCUCAAUCUUCCUUAGCUUUGACAUUUUUCUUCAAGCGGGUUAUUGCACUGGACCGCCGUCUUCUACGGACGAGGCUAAGCACCGCCGUAAAUAAACUCGUAUCUUUACAAAGUCCAUGAUCCCGCGCGCCUAUGGAGGUGAGACUUGAAUAAGCCCACAAUAGCUACACUAAGAAGGUUAGAAGACAUCUC